Messenger RNA from Effrenium voratum, 1383 nucleotides. Lineage: Eukaryota; Dinophyceae; Suessiales; Symbiodiniaceae. The record is from the annotation of a GenBank genome assembly.
AGCUCAAGGUAGAUUCCAAGGCGCGGCCUUGUGCCGCCAUGCUCCGGCGUCUCAUCAAUGGUCUGCGAAAGUUCGGCUUGCAGAACGUCCUUGGCAGCGCCUUCACCAAGCAGUUGCUUCGAUGGGACUUAGUGAGCCGGUUGAUGGAGAAGCCGGACAGGCUCAGCGUCUCCGAGCUGCUGCUGCUGGCACGGCAGUUCUUUGCCUUGCAUGCCUUGCUGGGGUUGCUGAGCCUGUUCCUGCAGGCGCUGGCACAGUCUGUGACGGUGCCGGGCUUGUGGAACGUAGCCUUUCCGCUGGUAGGCAUGCACUUUGCCAAGGACGUGGGUGGAGCCAACCGGGCGGUGCGCUGGUGGAUCGCCUAUUGGCUGCUGGAGACUCUCUUCACCUUCUUCCAGACCAUUGGCCACGAUGCCAACAUCCGGGCCAUUGCCGCCUACGGCCUGCAAUGGUUCGUGCUAGCGCGUCUGUGGUGCUGGCUCCACGUGCAGCAGUCCUGCUCGGUGCAGUUCUACCUGAACAUCGUCAUCGAGAGCGGCCGGGAGCACUUCUACUCCCGGCCCACCAUGCGCAGCGGCCGCAGCACCUCGGUGGAUCUGCUCUCGGACCGCGACUUCUCGGACGACAAGUACAUCUCGCGGCUGGCGGAGGGCGUGGAGCGGAUGAUUUGCGAGAAGCUGCGGGACGAGGCGGCCAUGGUGGCCAAGGCCAAGAAGCACUUCCAGCGGGGGAACCUGAUCGUGGUGCUGGUCACCAUCGAGCGCGUGGACAUGCGCCGGAUGCUGGAGCUCAAGGGCGAGCAGCACCGCCUGCGCCGGGUGGACGUGGUGAUGCGUCUGCUGAGGCACCUGCCGGUGCCGUUGAAGCUGGACCUGGAGCAGGUGCUGCUGUCCCAGAUCUGCCGCAACAUGAUCGAGAACGUGCCUUCCCAGCUCACCCGCCAGAUGUGCGAGAUCGGGGGGGUGAACGUAGAUGUGGAGGCCAAAGGUAAGGAUGAGCAGGCGGAUUUCCUGCUGGAGGCCAUGCGCCAGCUGGACGAGGAGGAUAUCCUUGAAGCCAAGAACCGGCACACUAUCGCCGUGGGCGGCGACGAGGUGUGGCCUUUCUUCUGCGGCUAUGGCCAUGCCAAGGUUCGGCAUGUGCCCACCACCGCCUGCUAUCCCCGACAGGUGACUUGCAGCAUCUCGCCGCACACGCUGGAGUGAACGCGCCUCUGGUUCGCGUCGGGUCCAAGGGGCGAGCCGUUCUUCGGGCUUCCCCGGCAGGCGUUAGGUUCCGUGAGGUGCCUGGGUUGCACAAGCCACUGCCCGGCAGAUUCACAGGAGGGCCACAGCCGCUCGAGUUUCACCAGCAAAUGCGGUCAGCGUGCGUCGCUUGGAGUGG